AAAAAUUUAUGACCGAUCGUUCCGGUCCGUUAAAUUUGUUUCACAACAAAAACGCUCUAUUAAAAUUACUACUACUAAUCUACUAUUAAUUAUUUAAUUAGAAAGGUAAAUUCAAUGCAAAACGAUAUGUAGUCCUCCACAGACCACAGCUCAUUAAUAAUUUGAUGCGUCUCAUUCUACAAAUUCCUAUUUUAGAGGGGCCGAACCAUGAUUUUGAAUAAAAAUAGGGGCGAAAUGAGGAUCGACACCUCAAAUUAAAUUGAUGUUUCAAGCUAUGGCCACUGAAGCCAGCUACGACAAUCCCGACGACUGGGAGCUCAUAAACGACGACGGCUUCGUCUACAAGCGCAAGAAGCGCCCCCGCCUCGAACCCAUCGUCGCCGCCCCUCCGGCUUCGGAGCAGAACCACCGCCUCUUGCGGCAAAAGAGGGCCCUGCUGAAGUUGAGGGACAGGUACUUGGAAGAGAUCAGCCGGUGGGAACUUUUGUCGAACACGUUGACGGCAAUGGAGCAGAACGCUUCUGCGCAAUUGAUGGAGCGUCAUGAGCUGCAUCCCUCGACGUCUUCUGAUGGGGCUUCAAGCUCCAGCGAGCCUUCCGCGGCGGAUUUCUAUCGACGGAGACUCGUCGAUGAUCUUCUCUCUCAGGUUAAAGAGCAAGAAGCAAUAAUAGUGAAUGUAUCGAAUAUGUGUGAUAUAGCCCAAGUAUUGUGCAGUGCAAAAGAGGGAAUUGUAAGGCAGCAGCUAAUAGACCUACCGAUUUGGGAUCCUUCUCCACAGGAGCUCAUGGCUGCAUUAGGUGAUGAUCAAAUAUUGGAGCUGGAAUGGGUGGUGGCGUGGUGGUCCAGUGGAGGAUUUGGGUGUUCAUACGAAGCUUCUGCGCUUUGUAUGCAGGUUUGUUCCUAGAUUAAGGUGGCUAGAUGUUAGAUGUUGUAAGAUGAAACUAGCAAGCAAUGAUCUAAUCUUCAUGUGAUUUUUCUGAGUAA
Salvia hispanica is the source of this 984-nucleotide messenger RNA. The record is from RefSeq and is a predicted model, not a curated record. Lineage: Eukaryota; Viridiplantae; Streptophyta; Magnoliopsida; Lamiales; Lamiaceae.